AUGCUGUUUGCAGCUAAAUCCUCCUUCGGACAAAGACCGUCCAUUCCUGGCGCUCCACGGACCUCAUCAAAAUGCAGUCGUCUAUUCUCCACAACCUCCGGCCAGCAAGAUUGGCUGACGCCGAAGCGGCCAGAAGUAAGAAAGUCUAUGGUAGGACGACCUCGAAUGCCAACGGGAGGAUCGGUACGCGGCACGACCGUAGUAUGGGGAGAUUACGGCCUCAGGAUGAAAGACCAUGAUCGGAGAGUAUCAGCAAAACAACUCAAAACCGGCGAGGAAGCCAUCCACAGAAGACUUCGAGGAGAACGUUACAAGCUAUACAAAAGAGUCAGCGCGAAUAUUGGUGUCUACACAAAAGGCAGUGAUGUGCGUAUGGGAAAAGGAAAGGGUAAAUUCGAUUAUUGGGCAGCUCGAAUCCCCGUCAGCAGAGUCAUCUUCGAACUCAAGGGCAACAUCCACGAGAAAGUUGUGAGGGACGCUUUCAGAUUGGCCGGCCACAAAUUACCCGGUCUAUGGGAGUUUGUCCAAAAAGGCGAUCCGCCCGUGGUUGGAAUUACCAAAUUGGGCAACGGAGUGACCUUGGAAACGCUCAAAGAGGCCAAGAGAGAAGUGGAAGCAAAAGACAAGGAGCCGCAGGCCGUCGUUCCUCCUAUGAUGGACGUGCCGCCCCAAACAAUCUCAACCGACCUGGACAGCCCACCAACGACUGUCCAUGUGUCGCCAUGA
Messenger RNA from Exophiala viscosa, 726 nucleotides. Its product is annotated as 50S ribosomal protein L16. Gene Ontology annotation, cellular component: mitochondrial large ribosomal subunit; ribosome. The record is from RefSeq and is a predicted model, not a curated record. The transcript has a single exon. Gene Ontology annotation, molecular function: structural constituent of ribosome; rRNA binding. Gene Ontology annotation, biological process: mitochondrial translation. The coding region runs from base 1 to 726 and encodes 241 amino acids. Lineage: Eukaryota; Fungi; Ascomycota; Eurotiomycetes; Chaetothyriales; Herpotrichiellaceae.